Messenger RNA from Oncorhynchus nerka (sockeye salmon), 1276 nucleotides. RefSeq names its product RAB, member of RAS oncogene family-like 2 (gene rabl2). Gene Ontology annotation, molecular function: GTP binding; GTPase activity. NCBI's taxonomy places the organism in Eukaryota, Metazoa, Chordata, Actinopteri, Salmoniformes, Salmonidae. The transcript has 9 exons. Bases 551 to 1192 code for a protein of 213 amino acids. Gene Ontology annotation, biological process: regulation of exocytosis. The record is from RefSeq and is a predicted model, not a curated record.
GCGUCUGCGUUGCAUAGAAACAGAAAUUCUCCGGAGGAAGCUGUUGCUACAAAAACAUGAAGAUGCAAACUACAUCGUUUUGAAAACUAGCGUUUUGCCAACGAUAACGUUUUUCUACUUAUUUUGCUAGCCUACUGACCGCUAAAGCAGGUUGCUAGAUAUAGCGUUAUAUCAGGGACAUAGCAAUAUCCCUGACUGUGUGUUAUGUUAGCUACCCUAACAAGUAGCCUGUGCACUGGCUAGGCUAACGUUACUGUAGAUAGCUAAACAACGUCGGGUUGAAACCAUGCCCGUUUCGACAGCUAGCUAAUAAGUUAACUUAGACAUCACUUCGAAUGGGUUUGGAUCAUAUUUUAAGUGAAUGCAUGCAAAUAUGUGUUAGUUAGCUAACGUUAAGCGGUUACUUGCUGUUAAUCACAGACUAAGUGAAUUCCUUUUGCUAGUUCACUUCUAGCCACGUACUUUACUGUAGCUAGCUAACGUUUGUUUACGUUCUCUAACUAGCUAAGCUGCUGUGAGACGCAGCUCAUUUCCCCUUUCUAAAGGUAGAAUGGCAGGCGACGCCAGUGGCAUUCCUGAACUGGACCAAGAUAAAUAUGAUGCCGAUGAAGAAGUCAAGAUAAUCUGCCUUGGCGACAGUGCAGUGGGAAAAUCCAAGUUGAUGGAGAGGUUUCUGAUAGACGGAUAUCAUCCCCAGCAGCUGUCAACCUAUGCCCUGACGCUCUACAAAUACACUACCACCAUCGAUAGCAAGGCUGUAUUAGUAGACUUCUGGGAUACGGCUGGACAGGAGAGGUUCCAGAGCAUGCAUCCCUCGUACUACCAUAAGGCUCACGCCUGUAUCAUGGUGUUUGAUGUGCAGAGGAAGAUCACUUAUAAGAACCUGACCAGCUGGUAUACAGGGCUGAGAGAGUACAGGCCUGAGAUACCCUGUGUGGUGGUGGCUAAUAAGAUAGAUGCUGAUAUGAAGGUGACCCAGAGGAACUUUAACUUUGCCAAGAAGCAGGGACUUCCUUUGUACUUUGUAUCUGCUGCUGAUGGGACCAAUGUAGUCAAGAUGUUCAAAGAAUCAAUCAAAAUGGCAAUGUCUUACAAGCAGAACUCUAGUGACUUCAUGGAUGAAGUAAUGCAGGAGCUGGAGGCUCUGCUCUUCAAGGUUGCUCCCACCCAAGGAAAUGCUCAGAACUUUUGAGCUGGAGCAGAAGAAGGAGGAGUCGUUAGAGAUGGCUGAGGGACUGAAACCAGAGAGCCCUGAGUCUCUGUCUGUCUGGCUGGA